Molecule: messenger RNA, 1877 nt
Organism: Nicotiana tabacum (common tobacco)
Lineage: Eukaryota; Viridiplantae; Streptophyta; Magnoliopsida; Solanales; Solanaceae
Source: RefSeq, a predicted model, not a curated record
CUCAUCUAUAACCUUGGUUUGAUAGGUCAUGAUUACUGGUGAUCAAGCUUUGACAGCUUGCCACGUGGCUCAACAAGUACACAUUAUCUCAAAACCAGCACUGAUUCUGGGACGUACAAAAAACAAACAAGGAUAUGACUGGGUUUCUCCUGAUGAGACAGAGAUAGUCAGCUACAGUGAGAAUGAAGUUGAAGCUUUAUCAGAAGCUUACGAUCUCUGUAUUGGAGGCGAGUGCAUUGAGAUGUUGCAGCAGACAUCUGCUGUCCCCAAAGUUGUUCCUUAUGUGAAGGUAUUUGCAAGAGUUGCCCCUGAGCAAAAAGAACUUAUAUUAACCACCUUUAAGUCAGUGGGAAGGAUGACGUUGAUGUGUGGUGAUGGGACUAAUGAUGUUGGAGCUCUAAAGCAGGCACAUGUGGGAGUAGCUCUUCUUAAUGCAAUACCUCCCCCUAAGAAAGAAAAAUCAUCUGAUGGAUCGUCUAAGAAUGAUACUACAAAACCUGCCAAGGCGAAGAAACUUAAACCUGCUACAGAAAAUGGAGAAGGCACUUCAAAAAGUAGAGCUACCAGCAGCCAAGCCACUAAUCGCCAUCUUACACCUGCAGAGAUGCAGAAGCAGAAGCUCAAGAAACUUAUGGAUGAGCUUAAUGAGGGAGGAGGUGAUGGUCAGGCACCAAUUGUGAAACUUGGGGAUGCCUCGAUGGCAUCGCCAUUCACUGCAAAGCAUGCUUCAGUGUGCCCUACCACUGACAUCAUCCGUCAAGGUCGUAGUACCCUAGUAACCACUCUGCAGAUGUUUAAGAUUCUUGGACUUAACUGCCUUGCUACUGCCUAUGUCCUGAGUGUAAUGUACUUAGAUGGUGUCAAGUUAGGUGAUGUUCAGGCUACAAUCAGUGGGGUCUUCACAGCAGCCUUCUUUCUAUUUAUCUCACAUGCUCGGCCCCUUCCAACCCUCUCAGCCGAACGACCUCAUCCCAAUAUUUUCUGCGCCUACGUCUUGCUCUCCCUCCUGGGACAAUUUGCUAUCCAUCUGCUUUUCUUAAUUUCUUCUGUUAACGAGGCUAGCAAGUACAUGCCUGAUGAGUGCAUUGAGCCAGACUCCAAUUUUCAUCCAAACCUUGUCAAUACAGUUUCAUACAUGGUGGGGUUGAUGCUACAGGUAGCAACCUUUGCUGUGAACUACAUGGGCCACCCCUUCAACCAAAGCAUACCCGAAAACAAGCCAUUCUUAUACGCCCUUUUGGCUGCUGUGGGCUUCUUCACAGCUAUCACCUCUGAUUUGUUUAGGGACUUAAAUGACUGGUUGAAGUUAGUUCCUAUGCCAAGAGGUUUGAGAGAUAAGCUGCUGCUUUGGGCAUUCCUGACAUUUUUGGUCUGCUAUGCCUGGGAGAAGUCAUUGAGGUGGGCUUUCCCUGGUAAGAUGCCUGCCUGGAAGCAAAGGCAACGUCGUCUUGCAGCAAAUUUAGAAAAGAAGCGCAAUUAGUUCUUAGUUGUAUCAGUUUUGAACGACAGAGAUUUGGAUCCGGCUGGUGUUCAGCAACUUCAUUUUAUUGGCAAUACAGCUAUCACGGCCUGCUGGAUGGUAUAUUAUUGUACUGAAAGAUCAUGACUAAAAUUUUGCUGGAUUUUGUCAUCUCCAUUCAUGAAGACCCCAAGGAUAGGGGGCAUACCGCAGCAGCUCACUUUUCCCCCCGUCUUUUUAUACAAAAACUAGACAGAACUGUUGCUUUAUUUAUGGCUACUUCCAACAGAAAGGAAAACAGCUGAACUUCGUUUUUCUUCGAUUGUACUAGUGUAUUGGAAUAGAUACAACACAUUCUGUCUCAAGACAUUUUGUCAGGAUCAUAAAGAAAUGUUACUAUUUUUCUUUCUCAGGUCAA